AUGGCAACAGCCCUCAUCUUAGCAGGAGGGAAGGGGACACGUCUCAGACCAAUGACAGACAGCACGCCCAAGCCGCUGCUGCGAACCCCACACCGGACAAUCCUCGAAACCCAGAUCCAGAGCCUCUACGAGCACGGUGUGCGCUCUGUGUAUGUCCUCAUUCAUCAGUCUCAGCAUGACUCUUACAAGGCGUGCGUUGACAGCCUUGAUGUAAGGCACCACAUGCAGAUAGUCUUGGUUACAGAGCACGAGUGGUUGGGAACAGCAGGCGCUGUUGUUAGCUGUUUGUGGGCCUACCCGGAGCUUUCCAAGCUGACACACAUCCUCAUCAUGAACGGAGACGUUGUCUGCCGCUAUCCCUUCUCAUCGUUGAUCUCUACCUACAAGUCGCAGAACUGCGCGUGCCUACUAACACACUUCUCCACUCGGGACCCAUCGCAGUAUGGGCUGCUGAGGCUGACCAGAGAAAACGGGCCGUCGGCUCUGUCACUGUCUGAAUUAUCAGAUCGGCCCUCACUGCCUUCCUCCUCCGCGGGCUCUGAGCUGAGCGAGUCCUUAUCCGCUGGAGACGGGCUGCUAUCGUCCUUCGGCCCUGCUAGCUCUGCCGAAUCAGCAGACAUCCUAUUCGAAGAUCCCACCGACGCCAGCGCCGAGAGUGACAGCGUGGCAUCGGUCUCCUCAGCGGUCGAUGCACGCCAAGUAAUGAGGAUAAGAGAUUAUAACCGAAUCCACCGCGGUGGAGCAAGCAUCGCAAGGGUCUCCACGCCACACCUCCCCAGCUCUCCGGCGGGACUGCGGGUCAACAGCCGUCGAAGCGAUAGAACUAGGAGCAGGUCCAGAGAUAGGCCCAGAGGGGGUGUGCAGAUGGGAUCCCUGGGACCGCAGCUGGACUUGUCGUACGGGCAGAUAUCUCUGGUGGACUGCUCAAACAGACACUUGCGCUCCCUCCCCACUCAGACCGCCUCCAGAACCUCCACACGAUCAUCCUCGGGCGCCACCAUCCGUCUGGGCAGGGUGUCAGCGUUCAUAGAAAAGCCUUGUUUUGUGGCAGUGGAGAGCCAGCAGGACAGAGCUGGCCACGGAGUCUCGUAUGCAAAUGCCGGGAUCUAUGUCAUCAACCCCGCUCUCCUGCUGGCGUUCCCGGUCCCCUGCUCUAUGGAGCAGGGAGUCUUUCCCAUCCUUCUGUCACGGAAGCUGGACGUGCUGUCGUUCUACAUCGGCACGGAGAAGACGUGGAGUGACAUGGGGACCGUCGCGGGAUUUAUAAGGGGGUGUCAGCUGUUGAACGGAGUCCCGGCGUUUGACCAGGGCUCAAACUCAUCCACACGGCUGGGAAGUGAGGCACACAAGUCUAUGUCAAAGAAUGGCCUUCGGGGCAAUGUCACAGGCGACGAUGUGCGUAUCGCGAGGGGGGCGCACGUCGCCAACUGCGUAAUAUACGACAAUACAGUCGUGCCGCCCGGAGUGCAUCUGGAGGGAUGCAUUGUUUGUUCAGGGGAAGGGCUGGCGCAGGGCAAGCACUAUUACAACAAAAUCAUACCUUAG
Molecule: messenger RNA, 1545 nt
Organism: Giardia duodenalis
Lineage: Eukaryota; Fornicata; Diplomonadida; Hexamitidae
Product: Mannose-1-phosphate guanyltransferase
Exons: 1
Coding region: 1-1545 (514 amino acids)
Biological process (GO): cell wall mannoprotein biosynthetic process; GDP-mannose biosynthetic process
Cellular component (GO): cytoplasm
Molecular function (GO): mannose-1-phosphate guanylyltransferase (GTP) activity
Source: RefSeq, a predicted model, not a curated record